GAUCUCUGAUUUUAUUGGAAAAAGCUUCUCCAGUCUGGUCACACAGGCCCCUCCUUCUGAACUUCACAGCAGACCAAGACUUCCGCUUCUGACACCUCCACUCCAUGCUGCCCCUUCACAGCUCCCAGAAACACAUGAGAGUCCCUGCAGGCUCACACAAAGACCAUGAGUCCUAGAUUCCCACAGUGCUUGUCGUCAGGGGCCCAUGGGAAUGUGGACCUUAUUUCACCUUCUAGGAGGAAAACUCAGACAAAUGCAAUAUCUGCCAGGAUGGAGGAAAGCUCUUCUACUGUGAAAAUUGUCAGAGCUUCUUUCAUGGGGACUGUCACCUCCCACCUGUGGACACAAAGAGGAAUGGUUGGAAUUGUACCUUCUGCACAGUAGAAAAUUCUUCACAAAGUCUGCAGUUUUAUACGGAAUCUGAGGUCCUGGUGAAGCAGAUGGAUCCUGGGAGGAAGGUGAAAUGUGAGUUCCUGCUCUUAAAGGUCUAUCACCAUUUAGAGAGCAACAUUUUCCCAAAUAUUCCACAUGGAAAUUAUGUUACAAAGGCUUCUCAAUACCUAGGGAAACUUAGGAAGUUGGACAUAAUCAAGAAGAAACUAAUCAAGGACAAUUACUGCAAAGUGCAAGAUUUUCUGGAGGCCAUGAACAAAUUUUUUCAGGACCCCAGGCGUGAGAAAUUACACUUAAACCAGGAAGAAUUUAUGGAGAAUUUCAAAAAGGUCUUCGCUAUUUGGGAAACAAAUUAGAACAGUGCACUGGUGCAGUGCAUGCUGUUGGCACCCUGAAACAUCACACUGCUUUCUGGCACAUUUCUUAUCCCCCUGCUGCUAUGAGGUUGGCUGCUGAUGCCACCUCUCCCCAAUGUAUUGCUUUGGGCCAAAUGGAGCCAGAUUCACCUGAAUGUUAUAUCUCUGUGGCCUAGGGGGUGGUUCCCACCCCAAGGUUGAACCAACUAUGUUCAGUGACUCCAUGUCCUCCAGGGACCGAGGCUACAACUGUUGUCCAGCUAUGACCAUAUCCUUGCUUAGCUUUCUCCUCCAUGGUAUCCUGCAUCCCUUAUACUCCUCCUUCUGAGAGAAUCCUCACAAUAAAUCACGUAUUCAAGA
Molecule: messenger RNA, 1109 nt
Organism: Phyllostomus hastatus (greater spear-nosed bat)
Lineage: Eukaryota; Metazoa; Chordata; Mammalia; Chiroptera; Phyllostomidae
Product: nuclear body protein SP140-like protein
Exons: 5
Coding region: 441-749 (102 amino acids)
Biological process (GO): regulation of transcription by RNA polymerase II
Cellular component (GO): nucleus
Molecular function (GO): DNA-binding transcription factor activity, RNA polymerase II-specific; protein binding
Source: RefSeq, a predicted model, not a curated record